UUAAUUUAAUCCCCAAGCCAAAGAGAAGUGAGACUCCUUUGCAAGCUAUGACAAUAUUCACAGAUGGGUCUGGGAAAACCCAUAAAUCAGUGAUUGUUAUAAACGCCAGGACAAAUUUAUUGCCAAAUUCAAUAGUUUGGUUUAUUAACAUCCAAAUCACAAAAUUUAGAAUCAAAUUAUAACAAUUUCAAACAAUAAAAACAAAACAAUACGAACCCCACGAACAGCAAACUUACUUGACCGAAGUUCUCCCGGGAAAAGUAGAGCCAAGGGUGACCCCAGAGACACAGGACCUGGCAGCCGGUGUCUCUAGCUGGGUUCACAAAUUUGCCCACCUAAAGGCCCAACUUAAAUACCCUUAGUUUCCCCCUCGGCAACUUUCCUCCCAUUGUUUCUCUAAUCAUCGGCCAUUAACUUUAUUUACAUUAAAUCCCGAAAGGGUCCCCGGGCACAUUCAAAUGCUAAUGUCCAGAGUUAGUCCUUGCUUUGAGUAACUGUCGUAGAGGUGUGUGAUGACCGAUGUAAGUCCUCGCUGGCACGUCUUUGCUGGCACGUAGCGUUUGACCGUUGCGAGUCCCGAUGAGUUUAGCUGCACAUAGGCAGGGGCAAGUCAUUCUCACCUUCUAUUUUUGGAACCCGGGAGAUCAGGGAGGUGCUUUCCAGAAGUUCGUGAAACGUGCGGGUUGAGCAGACACACACAUACCUUUAUACAAUAUAUAUCACAGUUCCCAAUCUAUAAUUAUUUAUAGAACAUGAAUUAAAUAACCAUAUUUCCCACAGUGAUUGUAUGGAGGGACCCUGAAGAUGGAACUUGGCAAUCUGAUAUUGCUGUUGUUGAAGGGUCUCCACAAACGGUGGAGUUAGGUGCUCUGGUCAGAGUGUUUCAGAAAUUCAGCACACCUUUUAAUCUGAUUACUGACUCCGCAUAUGUUUCAGUUGAAAUCUGAGACUUAAUCGUGAAGCUAGAGACCGAGCAACGGAGGUCAAACCAAUAUGGUUAUAACAUAUGUUCUCUUUAUUCACGAGAUGGCUGGUUAUAUACAGUAAGAAUAGUUUACAGUAACAGGUGCAUUUCUAUUGGCAGUGAGCAUGGACAAAUAUGUAAGCUAUUACAGUUUAAGGCAGCAACCAUAUUUCCAUCCUAACUAUCUCAGCUAAAGCAUGUACACACCUUAAGUGAAUUCCUAACUACGUCACAAGAUUAUCUAGUUCUACGCAGGCUAAACAUUGAGGCCUAGCAGGCCCAAAUCUGAGGCCCAGUUUGGGAUAGCUCUGCCUUUAUUCUAUAAGUCAUCCUGCUCUUGCUACAUUCAGGUAUUGUACAGAGAGCAGAGAAUUCUGUUUUGAAAAAUGUUAAAAAUGACAUUCUUUUUUCCUGGUUAAAACUGCAGGUCUCCCUGCGGCUCCUUCCUUUGUGAUGCAUAUCAGGUCACAUUCCAAUCGUCUUUCUCACUGAAGGUAAUGCCCAGGCAGACUUGUUAACCUUAUCAGUGCAGCAUGUUUUGCCUAACAAAAUAGAACAAGCUAAACUGAGUCACUCCUUUUUCCAUCAAAAUGCUGGGGCUUUGGUAAGACUUUUCCGAUUAACUCCAGCACAAGCCGCUAAUAUAAUUUCUAUAUGCCCUGACUGUCAGCAUUGCUCCCUUCCUAAUGUGAACACAGGGGUCAACCCGAGAGGUCUAUAGAGCCUACAAAUUUGGCAGACAGAUGUGACACACAUUCCUGACUUUGGCUGCUUGAAAUUUGUGCAUGCUUCGAUUGAUACUUUUUCAGGUGCUCUGUUUGCCUCAGCUCACACGGGAGAGACAGGGAAAGACGCCUGCCAUCAUUUCGCUGCUGCCUUUGCCACCUUAGGAAUUCCGCAACAGAUUAAGACAGAUAAUGGACCCGCAUAAAUUUCCCGUAGAGUUGCAAACUUCUUCUCCUUAUGGGGUAUCACUCACAAAAGGGGCAUAACUCACUCACCCACAGGACAAUCAAUUAUAGAACGUGCCCAUGGCUCUCUCAAACGUCUUCUGUUACAACAAAAGGAGGGAGCCGGGGACACUCCUGCUGAAAGAUUAUGCAAAGCCUUGUAUGUUUUUAAUUUCUUGAAUUGUUCAACGACAGACUUAAAUCCCCUCAAAUUAUUGAACUUGCUACUGUUGUCAGAGCUUUUCAAAUUUUUUCUGUUCCUUUUAAUCUGGUAACAGAUUCAGUUUGUGUUGCAAAAUCGUGAAGCCUCAGCCCUAAAAGAAAGUGUAAAACCUGCAAACAGAUGAUAGAUUUGAAUAGCUGAAUAAACUCCUAAGACACUAAAGACUCCAUAAAUAAAUUAGAAAUUUAGUUAAAAUAAGCUUAUAUGUAUUAGACAUUAUAUUAUGUAUUGUUAUAAUUAUUCCUUAUAUUUUACAGUGUGUUUAAAGGUAGAAUCUGGAUCUUGGAUAGAUAACCUGUUUAGUAGCUAGGGUUUCACACCUUGGCUAAAAGAUUAUCUUGGGAUAGGAAUGCAUGUAAUGAUUUUAAUAAUAAUUGUAUUAGUUAUGAUACCUUGCUUGCUUCAGUGUGUGCAGAGAUUAAUUAAUAAAGCCAUCAAGGGGGUGUUCUUGGUUGAUACAGAAGGGGGAGAUCUGGGAAUACACAAGGCAGAGAGUCAAACAGACUUGAUUAGCAUAGCUAGUUUGAUAACCUAGAUGCCAUGGCAGGAACAAACAGAACUGUGAAAAUUACAGGAGAUGGGAUUACACCUGCUUACGGGAAGAGAGAAGAUUCAAUCAACUUCUGCAAGCAAAGAAUUGUUGUAAAAUGCAUGAGUUUUCUGUGUGAUGUUUAACCUGAUUAUUGUAGUAGAAAUUAUUAACCUGUUUGAAAUAGUAUAUAAGCUUUUGGGAAACUUGAGUAAAAUUGAAUUCUGAUCACCAAAUCAGUCUUCCCAUCUCUCAUCAAUUGCUAAUGCAGCAGGAGUUAUGCAAGGGACAAUUUAUCCCAUCUUUUAAAAAAACAGUUAAACCAUAAUGACCUCCAGUAGCAAGACUCAACUAAGUAGUGUGUAGUACUAAAAAAACACAGUAAGGAAGAUUGUCCAUCAUGCUGUAUCAUACCAGAGCCCAGCACAGCAGCACUGUAGACUGCUUCGGCUUCCUCGGCUGCCUAAUGCCUCAGUUUCUCACACAGCCCAUGACACAGGAUUCAAUCAGCAAGCAGUUUUUCCACAACUUUGAUGGGGAAGGAUACUAUUUAUUUUAUGUGAGUCACUCUUGUUUUGACAGGCAAAGUGGCCAGGAAGGCAAGGACACACACCCAGACAUUUCCCCCUGGUUUGGUGGUAAUCGAUACAAUCACUUACACCACCAAGACAACACAGCCAGCUCAAAGCAAUUUUCUCAAGGUGAGAGGCCAAAGAAACAACAAAAUUGCCAGCAUCAGAAGCCUCAAUUCCCAAUGAAAGGAUUCCCAAGGUUGUACAGAAAGUAAUGAAUAUCAAUUCUGCUGCAAUAUUAUUUACCUUCUAGGAGAAAACACUCUCCAGCAUUCAGGCUCAAAUGACCAAAACUUCACAGGAAAGAAAAAUGCAAGGCAGAAAGCAAAUCAGGGAAAGAGGUCUGUUCAGCAGCAACACCUGUGUCACAUACCUCGUUUCUCUUUAGCACCCUGCUGUAGGAAGCUUGGCAAAAAUGAAGAUGGUCUCGGUUCUGCUGCUGCUGAGCACCCUCCUGGGUACCUCCGCGGUGCCUUCCCAGCACCCUUCCUGUUACAAGAGGGCCCUCAAGGAGCACAGCUGUCACACCAUCCCCGAAAGCAAGGAGAACCUCCGACACAUUGACGAUGGUCUGCAAGAUCACUUUUGGGAAGGGAAGGGCUGUGAGGUGAUCUGUUACUGCAACUUGAAUGAAUUGCUCUGCUGCCCAAAGGAUAUUUUCUUUGGACCAAAGGUAUCUUUUGUGAUCCCCUGCAACAGUCAAUGAUUCAAGACUGCAAGUGAAGAUAACAG
Messenger RNA from Prinia subflava (tawny-flanked prinia), 3970 nucleotides. RefSeq names its product stimulator of chondrogenesis 1 (gene SCRG1). The transcript has 2 exons. The record is from RefSeq and is a predicted model, not a curated record. Gene Ontology annotation, cellular component: Golgi apparatus; neuron projection terminus. NCBI's taxonomy places the organism in Eukaryota, Metazoa, Chordata, Aves, Passeriformes, Cisticolidae. The coding region runs from base 3654 to 3944 and encodes 96 amino acids.